This is a messenger RNA of Pangasianodon hypophthalmus (striped catfish), 5504 nucleotides long. RefSeq names its product aldehyde dehydrogenase family 3 member A2. Gene Ontology annotation, molecular function: aldehyde dehydrogenase (NAD+) activity. Gene Ontology annotation, biological process: aldehyde metabolic process. Bases 95 to 1582 code for a protein of 495 amino acids. Lineage: Eukaryota; Metazoa; Chordata; Actinopteri; Siluriformes; Pangasiidae. Gene Ontology annotation, cellular component: cytoplasm. The record is from RefSeq and is a predicted model, not a curated record. The transcript has 11 exons.
CUGUUGGGGUUUUCUAACCCACUCUGGAGGUGGCGUUUGUUCACUUUGUAACACUUACCCUUGCAGAUUCUUGUAUGAAAAAAGAGACGAAGAAAUGGAGAAACAGGCGGUGGAUAUAGCCAGGACAGCCUUUAACACGGGUAGGUCCAGAGUCCUGCAGUACAGAGUUCAGCAGCUCCGAGCUUUACUGCGGCUCAUCAGAGAGAAACAGGUGGACAUCAGUGCUGCUCUCACCCAGGACCUGCACAGGAGUGAGUUCAACACACCACUUUUGGAGCUCAUUGGGCUUGAGAAUGAGAUCAAGCUGGCUGAACGUGAACUCAGUGACUGGACGAAACCUCAGCCUGUUCAUAAAAACCUCCUCACCCUGACAGAUGAUGUUUUCAUUAAAGCUGAACCUUUGGGUGUGGUGUUGAUCAUUGGAGCCUGGAACUACCCAUGGGGUCUGACCUUGGGGCCGCUCAUUGGAGCAAUUGCAGCAGGCAAUGCUGCUGUGGUGAAGCCUUCAGAACUGAGUAAGAAUUCAGCCAGCCUACUGAAAGAACUACUUCCUCAGUAUUUGGAUCAGGAGAUGUACCAUGUGGUGACUGGAGGAGUUCCUGAAACCCAGGAGUUGCUCAAGCAGCGUUUCGAUCACAUCUUCUACACAGGAAACAGCACAGUGGGGAAACUGGUUAUGGAAGCAGCUGCACACCACCUCACACCAGUCACUCUGGAGCUGGGGGGGAAAAGUCCCUGUUAUAUUGAUCAGAACUGUGAUCUUGCAGUUGCUUGCCGUCGAAUCACCUGGGGGAAGUUUUCUAACUGUGGCCAGACAUGCAUCGCACCAGACUACAUCCUCUGUAACGCCAGCAUCCAGAACAGACUGAUUGAAGAGAUUCGUCAGACAUUACAGGAGUUCUAUGGUGAGAACCCUAAAAGCUCUCCAGAUUACGGCCGCAUCAUCAACCAGAAUCACUUUGAGCGUGUGCUGGCCCUGAUGGAGGGAUGCAAUGUGGCUGUGGGGGGAGAAAGCGAUAAAUCACAGUGUUAUAUUGCUCCUACCGUUCUGAAGGAUGUUUUGCCUCACGCCAGGAUAAUGCAGGAAGAGAUCUUUGGACCCGUGCUGCCAAUCCUAACUGUCAGUGAUGUCAGUGAGGCCAUUCGCUUCAUUAAUGAUAGAGAAAAACCUUUGGCUCUUUACAUCUUUUCUUCUGAUAAGAAGGUGAUCAAGCGAAUGCUGAGUGAGACGACUAGUGGAGGAGUGGUGGUUAAUGAUGUAAUGAUCCACUACACAGUCAGCUCCUUACCCUUCGGCGGAGUAGGAAACAGUGGGAUGGGCAGAUACCAUGGCAAGCAUACAUUUGACCAGCUUAGUCACAAACGUGCUUGCCUCAUCAAGUCUUUAGGUAUGGAGAGUCUGAACAAAGCGCGCUACCCUCCACAAACAGCGUCCCGUCUGCGCAGAGCCCGGUUCUUCAUGCUGAGCCGCUUGCGCAGCUGCACCCAUCUCACCUUUGCCUGGGCCAUCAUCUCCACCAUGCUGGCCUUGGGUCUGUUCAUCGCCUUACUGGUUGUCCUGCUCAAGGGUAUCGUGAUUUGAAGACUCUGAUCAUCAUACCUAAAGAUCUACACCUCAAGACAGAUGCUACAGAUGGUGCAGUUGAACUAAAGCAAAGCCUGCCAAAUAGUAUUUGAACCAAAAUCUACUGUAACUUUUUAAUGCACAAUUCCUAUGUACAUUACACGUUGUCUUUGUUUGUUUUCAAACCCUGUGUGGUUUGAACAGUGUGCUCUCUGUAAAGAUGGGGUACGACAAACACAGACUUGUCAGCAUUACCCGAAUUUCCUGAGCUUUGGACAGGGAAUUUGAAUUGCCAAUGUUUUCGGAUAAGCCUUUUUCACUGUUCAGUGAAGCAAGCAACAAAGAGCUUGUUCUUUCCGCUUUGUGCUUUGAUGCUCAAGCCAGACAGUGAGAAUCUCAGGAAGGAUUUGGCAUUAUUGAAUGGUGACAAACAUCUUCCACCAGGUGGCGUAAUGCUACUACAGAAUAAUAUGAGCUCUUCUAUUUUUAGCAGUAAUCUCAAUUCCACUUGGAAGUGUAAUCAUUCGUAAUUAUGGAAUUAAUCUGUAAGUUAUUAAAAAAAAUGUUAUGUCAACUAAUAUUCACAAUGAAGCGAAACUGCACACUACACCCACAUUGGCUCUUGAAUUAGAGCUUUAAUUUUGCUACUACUCUUUUGGAAGUGCUAUGAAUUUCUUACUGAUGAAAAUCUCCUUUACAUUUCUGGCUUAGAUUUAAUCUGAGAAAGACCUUUGACUAACUCUAAUUCCCCAUCCAACACCUGAGUCAAAAUAUUUCAAAUUCAAUACACAUUGUUCUUCUCAAAUAUCAUCUAGGUUUCCACAUUCUGUAUACCACACGCUGGGAAUACAAAUAUUUUUAUACGCAUAAGACUCUGCUUAAGGAUGUCCUGUACUGUAUUUUCCAUAUGUGAUUCAUGAAUAUUACAUUCUGUAUUUCAUCAGACCGCAAUUCUACCAUGACUCACAGCGUCUAGUGGACCCCCGAGGCGAUGACCCCACUGUGGUACAGCUUUACUCUCAUGUACUUCAGUGAGUUCAUGCAUUCCAGCACAAGCUCAGAGCUGUAGUGUCUGUUUACUUUGGAUUAUAGCCCUUAGUGUGGCUUACAGUCUUAAGGGGCUACAAUGCCACUGAAUUGAUGCAUGUUGCAGACGCUUUCAGAAUUUUUUUUUUUAAACUUUUUUUUAGUUUUAUCAAACUUACUGUAUGUCAUCAGUUGUCUUUUCGUUGAUCCGCUUGUAUCUAAUGAUUCUGAGCAUAUCAGAACUACUGUUUUCUCAUUAUUUCUAGCCAAGAUGAACCAAGAUGAACAGAGUUACUAUUUAAUGAGCAUUGUAGUUUAUUUCUUGAGUGUAGCUUUUUGAGGCAGGACGCAGAUAUAGAUUGACACAGAGUUGAUCAUCUAGUUCUGUACACUUGAACAAAAAGAUAAAACAAGAGAUACCGCUGUAUCAGAGAGAUAGAUGCAGAGUUCUCAGAUACAGAGGUUUUACACACAAAGUGCACAGUCAUAACAUGGCUGAUAGAUUUGACAGAAAAAAAAAAACAAAGGAGAAAACAGAACUGGUAACUUCCCUGGGUGCCAGUAUAACCUUUAUCAUUAGCAAGAAAUAUGCAGACAUGCACACUCACGCACACAUGCACACAAGAGGCAUAAAGACAUUAAACCAACUAAGAAACUAAUAUCCCAUAUAUAUUACUUCAGAGGUUCUCAUUAUUGGAAUAUGUACAGUAAUAUUCUGACUAUUCAUUGGAGCCAUUGUGAUUUUUAUUCCUGAACUUUCCUCUGACAGAAACAUUAGGUCCAAGUUGGAAUUGCUUUUUUUUUUUUUUGAGCUAUUGAAUAUACACGGAAUAUAAAUGACCAGACAGACAGGUUAAUAACUAUAUUUGCGAUAAUAAAUUAAACUUUAUUAAUGGUAGGUUGUGAUUUCCACCACUGUGACAACAUUAAAAACUGGCAGACCCCUUGGCUAUGCUUCACAGAUCCCACUUUGAGAACCAUAACACUGCACUACCUAAAGUUAACUAAAGAAGCUCUUGUCAGACUGUCUUUGCAAUCUCUUCCUGUUUUUUCUGUUGUAUAUAAAGCAUAACUCCUAAUCUCAUACUGUGUUUAAGUGAUUAGAAUGCUACAGAGAAGCUUCUUUUGUGGUUAGUUGGUUGUCUCUGGCUAGCCAUUAUCUGUCCUUUCAUCUUGUUCCUUUUCCAAAAAAAAGAGGCACAUCUCCGUCUUACAGCUCCAGUGUUGCAGUUUCCAUGACUACAUAUUAACCCUGCUAACCUUGGCACACAUAGCAUUUAUGAAUGUGUGUGUGCUCGCUAAGUGACUGUACCUCCCACGCUAGGCCCACACGUCUCUCUCUCCGCUACACACCCCUUCCUCUCAGCUUCCCAUGUGGUUCUGCUCUGUCUUCCAAAUUCUCUCCUCCUACUGCCUAUAAACACAGUUGGAUAAAUUACUGAGGAAGUGUAAUCCUGUACUGAUUACAAAUUACACAACUGAAGAUGUAAUCAGUAAUGUGAUCUUUUGGUUACUUAACUGCAACCUAAUCUGAGUAAGCCUGGAUUGCUUUUGGAACGGUUUUAUUCGAUUAAAUUAUACUUCUGUGUAAAAUAAUCUUAUCCUGUUUUAUAUCACAGCUCUGUUGAAUGCUUGAUUCUGAUUGGUCAGAAGCUGUUGAUUCAUCUUCUAUAACUCUGGCAAUAGUUAAUAUUAACAUGCUCAUUUGUUUCUAUAGUAACAACUUACACAGGGACUUUUAUGGUGGAUUUCCACACAAAAGGAUUAAAAAAUGUGUAUAACCAUUGAUAUGGUGCUGUUUUCUGUGAGGAGCUGUUUAUUUAUCACUUGGAAGGAGUCUCCAGUGUCAGCACUUCAUAACAGUCAGAGGUGAAGUUGUAACUAUAGGUUGUUUUGACAUGGGAAAUUCCUCAGGACAGAGAGCUUUGCUGGUUCUUUUUUUUUUUUUUUUUGUAUGAUCAAUUUCAAGAGGGAAAAAAAGAGAAAUGCUGGUGAGGGAAUGUAAAUCAUAACAGCAACUAAUGUUGUAAUAUAUAAACAAAUAAAAAGUAUGUUGUGUCUUUAAUUCAUUCAAAAAUUGUAAUCAUUAGCAAAUUGCUGAGGGGGAAAAAAAUACUUCAGGACCUGCAGUUAUUGAAAAGAAAUCAACCUUAUGGUAAGAGUAAUUCUGCUUCGCAUCUAGUCACAUCACAUCACCCCGUCAUUGAUUAUUUUCCUAUAAUAGCACACCCUCACGUGUUUUAUUCCUUACGUCCUUACUAGCAUAAAAAGAAAAACAUAUAUCUCAUAUAUCUCACAAAACAAACAUAAGUAGAUUUCUAUGUGCAGUAAAUAUAAUAAAAGAUUAGACCAGAACAUUUUUUUAUGUUAACAUUAGAUUAAAUAUCUCAAAAUAAGGGAGACACAAAGACAAACUCCUUAUUUAGGCUGCUUAUGAGAACCAGACUUUAACAUAGCAAAAAUAAUCAUGUAAUUAUGCAUGUCUCAGAGAAGCGUUAUGUAACUGCUUAUCUUAUGUUUCAAUAAGAAAUCAGAUCAUUUUUUCCAGCUGUCUCAACCUUCUCUAAUUAGUUAGCUGUAUAUCUAGCAACCAGUGCUUUCGCCAUCCAGUAUUAAACACUAAGGUUGGAUGACCAGCUCUACUGCCACUACACACCAAUAACAUUGACUCAGGUGUAGAGACAGAUAUUAUGCAGUAAAUGAGAAUAAUGUACGCACUACAUUAUGAAUUAAUAGACUAUGACUUAUCCAGGUAAAACAAUGUACUCAGUAAAGUAAUCAGCAAAAUAUUAAAGGUAAUCCGUGUUUGUCAUGUGUUUUGUAGUGUGUUUUUUAAAAAAUAUUGUUACCAUCUAACAACUUUUAGAAAAGUUUCCAUUUUACAUAGCUUUCUAGCUUGCUAUGCAGAGACUGA